GUCAGUUUGACAGAUGGUUUGUCAAGUGCGGAGCAUUUUCUGAAUUGAGAUUUGAGAUUUGAGAGUCUAGGGCUUCUCCUUGCGCAGAGAGACAGAGAGGGAGAGAGAGAGAGAGAGAAAGUGAUUUAGGAAAUGGGGGGAGGACAUGGAGAGGGCACCACGUACAAGGGCUUCACGGUGCAUCAGCCUAAGCGAUGGCACACGCUCACCGGCAAAGGCAUGUGCGCUAUGAUGUGGUUUUGGGUGCUGUACAGGGCCAAGCAAGAUGGUCCUGUAGUUCUGGGUUGGAGACAUCCCUGGGAGGGGCAUGGUGAUCAUUCCCAUGGUGAUCAUUAGUGUAUUGUUGCAGGGGUCCUGUUGAAGAGGCAAGAGUUGGAAUCAUAAAGGGUUUUUCUGGUGGGAUACUAAUGAAAAUGUCGUGUGAAACUUGUUUGUUGAUUUCUGUUUAAUAAAAUGAUUGUGAAGAAAGAGAUUGUGAUGAGCAUGAUGACAUGAAACUACGUUUCAGAAUGUUAAAUUUAUGAUGUUUGUAUGCUGCUAUCCUGUAAACACAUUGUGAGGUUGAAACUAGUUGCAUUUUGCUUUGGUUUCAAUUGUUUUAAUUGUACCAGUCUUUCUUUGCAACUCA
Prunus persica (peach) is the source of this 628-nucleotide messenger RNA. RefSeq names its product NADH dehydrogenase [ubiquinone] 1 beta subcomplex subunit 2. Gene Ontology annotation, cellular component: mitochondrial inner membrane. The transcript has 4 exons. The coding region runs from base 133 to 336 and encodes 67 amino acids. The record is from RefSeq and is a predicted model, not a curated record. Lineage: Eukaryota; Viridiplantae; Streptophyta; Magnoliopsida; Rosales; Rosaceae.